CCGCACUCCAGUGAGAGCGGCUGUUGCUGCUGCUGCUGACGCAACUGGUGCUGCAACAACAGAAGUCAGCGCUGUGCCUGCCCCACUGGCACUCGAAGCGAGUGUUCAGCUGGCGCAACAAUGUCGACCAACAAUGCCACUAACGAAGCAAUGCAGAACGAACUAAGCAGGUUUUCAGCAGUCACUUAUGACGCUGACAGCGCUUCUGAUCUCCAUCUUCAUGGUCGUCGGACUGCUCGGCAACGCCAUAACAAUUGUGGCGCUGCUGCGCUGCCCACGUGUGCGCAACGUCACCACGGUGUUCAUCGUCAGUCUAUGCGUGGCCGACUUCUCCUUCUGUCUGCUGGUCUUGCCCUUCGAGAUAUACCGUUUCUCCCACGGCGCCUGGCUUCUGGGCGACGGCUUCAUCUGCGUGCUCUUCCCCUUGCUGAGAUACUGGAACGUCGGCUGCUCCCUGCUCUCCAUCGCCAUGAUAACGGUUAACAGGUUCGUGAUGAUCGCCUUUAACGAGGCGUACAGCCGAAUCUACCAGAAACGGUGGGUGGCUGUACAAAUCGCCUUCAUCUGGCUCUACAGCUUCGGCAUGCUGCUCCCGACGUUGGCUGGCCGCUGGGGUCGGUUCGGCUAUCACGCGCGUCUGAUGACCUGCACCAUCGUGCGCGUCGACGGCCGAUCGUCCAAGAUCGCCCUCUUCGUCAUCGGCUUCGUGAUACCCUGCGUGGCCAUCUGCAUCUGCUAUGCCGGCAUCCUGGCCGUGGUCGUCUCGUCCAACCGGCGCGUGCGGCGUCACAGCUCCAGGGAAACCUCGCAGCAGAAGAAAUCGCGCCAGGAGCGACGCAAGAAAAGUGAAAUGCGCAUUACCAAGAUGUCGCUGGCCGUCUUCCUCACCUUCGUCGUCUGCUACCUGCCAAUCACACUCGCCAAAGUGAAGGACCCCACCGUCAGAUAUCCGGGUGUACAUAUUCUAGGCUACAUUCUCGUGUACCUGUCGGCCUGCAUCAACCCCAUCAUCUACGUCACUAUGAGCAAGCAGUAUCGACAGGCGUACAAGACCGUACUGUUCUGCCGCCGGCCUCGACUCUUCUCGGAAAGCUCCUCUCAGUCACGUGAGGGCCAACCGAAGGGGUCGGCCGUCGCCUCGAAGACUCUGAUGUCGCAAGUCUCGAUGACGGAGAGCGAAUGGCGCGCCUCGCCCGGACCGCGGCUGAACGAGCUGCCCGAGGUCUUCCCGGAGAGUGCCGAGAGCCGGAUGUAGCGCACGCGUGUGUCUCGCGCUUCUCAGAGUGUCGCUCCAGGAAGCGGGCUAAGCCCGACCGCCAGAGUGUCGCGACAUCUGUGCUACGGCAAAAACUCGUACCGAUACGAGCGCUGCAACAUCAGCUGUACGCGGCGCUAUUUUUACUGCAGUCUUAUACAGACUUUACUUAUAAGCGAUAUUAAUUUUACUGCAAAGACUGAUGCACGACGUGAGCGCUAGACAAUAAAA
Messenger RNA from Pollicipes pollicipes, 1486 nucleotides. Its product is annotated as G-protein coupled receptor moody. Gene Ontology annotation, biological process: G protein-coupled receptor signaling pathway. The coding region runs from base 188 to 1255 and encodes 355 amino acids. The record is from RefSeq and is a predicted model, not a curated record. NCBI's taxonomy places the organism in Eukaryota, Metazoa, Arthropoda, Thecostraca, Pollicipedomorpha, Pollicipedidae. Gene Ontology annotation, molecular function: G protein-coupled receptor activity. Gene Ontology annotation, cellular component: membrane. The transcript is spliced from 10 exons.